UUAUCACCAUCGAGAUUAAUUAAAGCAAUGUAUAUCUUCCGAUGGAUAUGUCUUCAGCUUCUAAUCUCAUCCACGGUUUAUACUGCAGUUAUACGAAAAAGGGUUGUGAAUCCAGACACAAGUGAAGAGGCUGAAGAGGUCGGAAUCCACCAUAGAUUUCAGAAAAGCAAUGUCGGCACUGAUAGCUACGAGUAUGGGGACAUAGAGGAGUUUCGUCGAGACGUUGUACAUCGAGACGCAAGCGAAGACAAUGAAGACGGAAGCAGCCACCGGAGAUUCCAGAGACGCAACGUGGGCAGUGCUAGCCACGAGGACGGGAGCAGAGAUGGUUUUCGUCGACCUGUUCACGUGGGCAGGUUGGCACAUGGUGAUACUGCAGUUACACGAAGUGAAGAGAUUGGAGAACUGAGAAGUAACCAGCGAUAUCGGAGACGCAACGUGGGAAGUAAUAGCCAUGAACACGGGGGCAGAGGCAGUGAUGGCCACGAACGAGAACACAGAAACGAGCGUGGCAGUCACGAAUUGAAUGCCGGGUACAACGUGGGAGGUAAUAGCCAUGAACACAGGGGCAGAGGCAGUGGUAGCCACGAACGAGUACAUAGAAACGAUCGUGACAGUCACGAAAUGAAUGUCGGGUACAUCGAGGACCUUCGUUUAGCUAAUAAAAGCUCACAAAAUAUUAAGAGAUCUCUACAUAUCACUGAAAAUGGGAGAACAACAGAAUAUGAUACUAGCCAUGAAGCAAAUGGCACCAGCAUCGGCGAAACAUUAGUUGCUGAGCAUAUCCAUGGAAUGCAAGACACAGAAACUGCAAUUUUAUUGCGACAUGUCGCUACAGUGAAUACCACUUCUUUAGACAUUGGAAGCCAUUCCUUGACAGACGACAGAAUGGUUGAAUUUGAUGAAGAUCGACUUCUCAACACUACAAGUGGCAUCAACGAGCGCCAAACAGAUAAUAGUCCAAAGCAGAUAACUAAAAGACAAAAACGGCGUGUGAACAGUAAAUUAGUACGGAGACACACACGUUUGAAUAUUUCUCGGACUUCGAAUAAUGCAAGCAGAAAGAAAGGUAAAGGUGUUUCCACAAAUCAGGAAACUGACACAGAUCUAGGAAGCAUAGACCGAUUUGAUGACAGUGAAGAUAUGUCUAGACAAAAUGUCACCGGUAGAGCUACCGAUGGAAUGGCUAGUGAAAUAUUAGCUCAUACAAACCACCAUAGGCGUCAAAACCAUUUCCCAAAUAUUGCUCCGCGGAGGAGAAAUAUUCGUCGCAACAGCAGAACCGUACAUAGAAAUCAAAAUAUAAGAAAUAUCAGACGGAGACGGAUUGAAAACAAAAGAAGAAAGGGAAAUGAGACAAAUUUAGAGGAUACAUCUGAAAUCAGUAUAACUAAUUACCAAACGAUUGAAAAUGGUACUGUCGGGGUUAACAUAACGCAAAACCAGUCAAAUGGAACUGGUGCAACUAAUGGCGGGAUGAAUGGGGAUGACCCUGCCGUGGUCAAUAUCAAUAACAACCAGAAUAGUGGAAGUGGUACUAUCGGGAUCCACACAUCUAUGAACCAGACAAGUGGAGAUAGUGCUGUCACGAACAAUACAACUAUUAACAACACAAAUGGAAAUGGUACUGUCGGGGGCAAUACAGCUUUAAACCAGACAAAUAUACACCGGAAAAAUGUGAUCGGUACUGCCAGGGUCAAUACAAAUAUAAACCGGACACAUGGAAUUGGUAUGAAGACUAAAGUAAAUAAAAGAAAACGAAGAUUUGCAGAAGUUAAAAAACACAGAACACGAAGUAAACGACACGGAAAGGGAAAUCGACGGAUCAGGCAACUUCAUGAUGACAGCCACUUUCAUUACAAUGGCGGCUACAAGCGAAGCGGUAUCAUUGGACAGUUUGGAGUGGAACCCUUCUCUGAGGAUCUAACUAAAUUACGACGUGCCAAACGUGGAUAUUAUAAUGAUUACCAGGGGAGUGAUUAUGGUAAUUAUGGAGAUGAAUACGGUAACUAUGGGGCUGAUUAUGAUAACAAUGGGGGAGAUAAUGGAGGUUAUAGUAUGGGAAUGGAUCAAAACUACGGAGGUAACUAUGGUAAUGACUACAGCAACUAUGGUAAUGACUACAGCAACUAUGGUAAUGACUACAGCAACUAUGAUAAUAACUAUGGAGGUGAUUAUGAUAAUUAUGAAGGCGAUUAUGGUAAUUAUGAAGGCGAUUAUGAUAAAUAUGAAGGCGAUUAUGGUAACUAUAAUGGAGAUUAUGGUAACUAUGAAGGCGAUUAUGGAGGUUACGACAUCGGAAUGGAGGAAGACUACGGGAGUAACUAUGGUAAUAACUACAGAGAUGAUUAUGGCAAUUAUGAUAGUGACUAUGGAGGAUAUUAUGGUAACCAUGAAAGCGAUUAUGGUAACUAUGAGGAAGAUUAUGGUAACUAUGAAGACAAUUAUGGGGGUUACAGUAUGGGAAUGAGCGACAAUUACGAGGGUAAUUAUGGUAAUGACUACGAAGGUGAUUAUAUUGCAUACGCAAGUGAUUAUAGUAACUAUGGAGGAGAUUAUGAUAACUAUGAAGGCGAUUAUGACAAUGGUAACUAUGGUGGUGAUUAUGGAGAUAAUUAUGAUGACUAUGAAAAUGACUAUGAUAACUAUGGAGGUGACAAUGGUAACUAUGGUGGUGAUUACGGGGGUUAUAGUAUGGGUAUGAUGGGAAACUACGGAAAUGAUUAUGGUAACUAUGGCGCUGAACAUGAAUAUGGUAACUAUGGCGGCGGUGGCAAUGACUAUGAUAAUUAUGGCGGUGAUUACAAUAUGGGAAUGGAAGGAAACUAUGGGAGUGAUUAUGGUAACUAUGAAAAUGCUUAUGGCGGUUAUGGUAUGGUUAUGGAAGAUGAAGGUGACUAUGAUAACUAUGAAAAUGCUUAUGAUAAUGAUUAUGAUAACUAUGAAAAUAAUUAUGAUAACUAUGAAAAUGAUUAUGAUAUGGGAAUGGGGGGAAACUAUGGAAGCAAUGCUGGUAACUAUGACAACUAUGGCGGUGAUUACAAUAUGGGAAUGGGAGGAAACUACGGAAAUGAUUAUGGUAAUUAUAAAGAUGAAAAUGACUAUGAUAACUAUGGCGGUGAUUACAAUAUGGGAAUGGGAGGAAACUACGGAAAUGAUUAUGGUAAUUAUAAAGAUGAAAAUGACUAUGAUAACUAUGAAAGUGACUAUGAUAACUAUGGUGGUGAUUAUGGUAAUUAUGAAAAUGACUAUGAAAAUUAUGGUGGUGAGUAUGGUAACUAUGGAAGUGAUUAUGGUAACUAUGGCAGUGACAAUGACUAUAAUAACUAUGGCGGUGAUUAUAAUAUGGAAAUGGAGGGAAACUAUGGAAGUGAUUAUGGUAACUAUGGCGAUGAUUACAAUAACUAUGAAAAUGACGAUGAUAAAUAUGGUGGUGAUUAUGGUGACUACGAAGAUGACAAUGGUAACUAUGGUGGUGAUUAUGGGGGUUAUAGUAUGAACAUGGAAGGAAACUAUGGAAGAGAUUAUGGUAACGAUGGCGGUGAUUAUAAUGAUUAUGGUAACUAUGGCGGUGAUUACAAUACGGGAAUGGAAGGAAACUAUGAAAGUGAUUAUGGUAACUAUGAAAGUGAUUAUGAUAACUAUGGGGGUGAUGAUGAUAACUAUGAAAGCGAUUACGAUAACUAUCGCGGUGAUUAUGGCAACUAUGAAAAUGAUUAUGGUGGUUAUAGUAUGAACAUGGAAGGGAACUAUGGACGAGAUUAUGGUAACGAUGACGGUGAUUAUAAUGAUUAUGGUAACUAUGGCGGUGAUUACAAUACUGGAAUGGAAGGAAACUAUGAAAGUGAUUAUGGUAACUAUGAAAGUGAUUAUGGUAACUAUGAAAGUGAUUAUGAUAACUAUGGGGGUGAUGAUGAUAACUAUGAAAGCGAUUACGAUAACUAUCGCGGUGGUUAUGGCAACUAUGAAAAUGAUUAUGGUGGUUAUAGCAUGUAUAUGGAGGAAGACUAUGGAAGCGAUUAUGGUUACCAUGGUAACUAUGAAGCUGACUAUGGUAACUAUGAAAAUGAUUAUGAUAACUAUGGAAAUGAUUAUUAUAACUAUGAAAAUGAUUAUGAUAACUACGGUAAUGAUUAUGGUAACUAUAGAGAUGACAACAACUAUGAUAACUAUGGCGGUGACAAUGGCAAUGGUGAUUACGAAACUUAUAGUAUGGAUGAAAACUAUGAAGGGGAUUAUAAUAACUAUGACAAUGAAUAUAAUAACUAUGACAAUGAAUAUGAUAACUAUGACGGUAAUUAUGGUGGAUAUAGUAUGGAAAUGGCGGGAAACUACAAAAGAGAUCAUGGUAACUACGGUAACUAUGGAGGUGAUAAUGAGAACUAUGAAGGUGACUAUAACUAUGGCGAUGAAAAUGACUACGAUAACUAUAGAGGUGAUUAUGGUGGUCAUAGUAUGGCUAUGGAAGAAGACUAUACAAGCGAUUAUGGCCACUAUGGUAAUAAUGAAGGCGAAUAUAAUAACUAUGAAGGUGACAACGAUAACUAUGAAGGUGACAACGAUAACUAUGAAAAUGACUACGAGGAUGACUACGAAACUGAAUAUGGUAACUAUGCCGGUAACAAUGACAACUAUGAUUACGAUGGAGGUGAUUAUGAAAACUAUGACGCGGAGUAUGAUUCAUACACAGGGGAUUAUGACCAAUAUGGCAAUGACUAUGGAGGUAAUUACGAUAACUAUGAAAGCUGGCAUGACAAUCAUAAAGGAGGACGUAGUAUAGGAAUGAAUGAAUACAGCAAUAACUAUCAGGAUGAUUAUGGUAACUAUGAUAACUACGGGAGUGAUUAUGAUAACUAUGGUAAUACCUAUGACAACGAAGACGAUUACGGUUAUGACUAUGAUGGAGGUGGUCAUUACGGGAAUGGUUAUGGCGCUCAUAGUAGUGCUGAAGAUAGGUAUGAUGGAGGCUAUGGUGGUGACUAUGGUAAUAAUUACGACAACGAAGACGAUUACGGUUAUGACUAUGAUGAUAAUUACGGAGGGGGUCAUUACGGGAACGGUUAUGGCGCUCAUAGUAGUGCUGAAGAUAGGUAUGAUGCUGACUAUGAUGGUGGAUAUGAAUAUGAAGGCGGUUAUGGUGGAGGACAUUCUGGUGGAUAUGGAGCAAACAAUGGUGAAGGUCGCGGGGGUGGUGACUGGGGUCACGAAAAUUCAUAUGGAGGUGGCGGUUACAAUAGCGGAGGAAACGGGGGUCACAGUGGAGGAGGGGACUACGAGGGCAGCUAUGGAGGUGGUGGUUACAAUGGCGGAGGCAACGGGGGUCACAGUGGUGGAGUGGGCCACGAGGGCAGCUAUGGAGGUGGUGGUUACAAUGGCGGAGGCAACGGGGGUCACAGUGGUGGAGGGGGCCACGAGGGCAGCUAUGGAGGUGGCGGUUACAGUGGUGGAGGCAACGGGCGUCACAGUGGUGGAGGGGGCUAUGAGGGCAGCUAUGGAGGUGGCGGUUACAAUGGCGGAGACACCGGGGGUAAUAGUGGUGGAGGGGGCUACGAGGGCAGUUAUGGAGGGGGAGGUUACAAUGGCGGAGGCAACGGGGGUCAUAGUGGUGGAGGGGGCUACGGAGGUGGGGAUUGGAAUCACGAAAGUUCUUAUGGAGGUGGUGGUUACAACGGGGGUCAUAGUGGUGGAGGGGGCUACGGGGGCAGCUAUGGGGGUGGCGGUGGAUAUGGGGGUAGCUCUGGUAGCGGCACUGGCUAUGGAAAUGUGUACUUUGGUGGAAUAGAUGUACAUGGUGGUGGAUACGGAACAAGCAAGGAACAAGGAGGUGGAUAUGGCGGAAUGAUGGGUGGAUAUAACAGUAUGCCAGGAGGCUUUGGUGGAAUGCCAUUAAAUUUUGGAAGGAUGCCCAUGGGUUUUGGUGGAAUGCCAAUGAGUGGAAUGCCAAUAGGUGGUAUGCCAAUUGGUGUUAUGCCAGUAGGUGGUAUGCCAAUGGGCGGUAUGCCAAUAGGUGGUAUGCCAAUGGGUGGUAUGCCAAUGAGUGGUAUGCCAAUGGGUGGUAUGCCAAUGGGUAGAAUGCCAGUUGUUGGUAUGCCGAUGGGUAAAAUGCCUAUAAAUGCAAUGCCAAUGGGACAGCAAGCUGGAAUACCAUCUUAUACAUGCACUAGUCCGUUAUCAUAUCAGAAUUGUUUCGGAAGUGGAACGAACGCAGUAUACAGUAGUAACUAUGUCGGCCAGUCAUGUCCAACAUACAACAAUCCGACUACGUCAUCUAGUAAUACAGUGGCACCAACUCCAAUAUACAAUACGGUGUACCAACCUCAAAGCACUCCGAGCCCAAAUGUAGAUCCAUCUACCAACCCUGCUCCAGUAAUAAGCAUCUAUCCAAUCUAUAUCUCUGGACCAACAAAUCCGGCAUAUCCAGUCUAUGAUAGCAUAUUACCUGUGGAUCCAUUUCUACCAAUAGCAACGGAUCAAAGCCCAUUUUUGGAAGAUUCAAACACAGUUCUUACCAAUAACCAAAUACAUCAAUUAUAUCCAAUUUUUCCUGUAGACGGAAACACACCUUUCGCGGACACAGGCUCACCUUUCGCGGACACAGGCCAUGUCCUCUCUUCUGAUACAGGAAAUACACAUUCAUCUAAUACUGGACCAGUGUAUGCACGAAAUAUGAAUGCUGAUUAUACCAGAAACAAAACGCUACCAAGCCCAAAUCAUAACUAUCCGACAGAUACUGGUAUUGUGUCCUUUCCCGGGGUUCAAACCGCUGCACCACCAGUAGUCAGCCGAGACCAAAAGAGUUCACAUAAUCCCAGUACCAAACAUAACAAGAAAACAACAGUGUCACACGGUAGUGUUGCUAAGUUGGGCAGGGGACCUAAAAGUAGCAAUAUUGACGCUCAUAAGUUUAAAGAUAAACAGUCGUUACGUCGUGGCAAGAGUGCCAUUGCGAAAUUAUAGUGCACUGUUCGAAAUUUAUUCAAACCGGUGAAAAAUGUAAAUAACUCACUCAUUUAUGGAUAGUUGCAGGUAGAUGUUCAAGAAUACGACUGAUCGCCUGAUACUGUUUCCUCAUUACAGAUAUAUUGUAAAACGGGUGUUAGAGGACAUAUCUUUGAUGACAAAAAACAUUAAAUCUGAAUAUACUAAAUGUCAUGUUCGAUAGUUUUUUUCUUUUUAGAUCUUAGUUAUUGUACAUGUAGUAUUUAAUUGCAACUAGAAGAUGCGAGCUUUGCGUAUGUAUCAUUCAGAAGGGUUUUGUGUAUUUGCAUGCCGGGCGAAGUUAUCAAAACGCUUGGGGAAGUCUUGUCCAUAUGGAUGAAAAUCGAUCUUUUGGGAAUUGGGAGCAACACUAUCCCUAACCGCAUUGAAUAGACCAGCCCAUUACCCUCCAUCUCAUUAGCAUGUUCUGAAUACAUGGCCAGGCGGGACAUUAAGAAUACCAGCAGGGGCGGAUCGGGGCGUGGCGUGUAAUACAACACUUUUUAUGAGUAAAGUGUCACGGUCGUGUGCUUUGUCCUUUAUCAUCAGCUGGUGGGAUGGAAUGGGCAUUCAAAGCGCGAGAUAAUGAUUUAGACAUAAUUAUGUGAUAUAACAAUUAAUGCUUUGCAUCAAUGGAAUUGAAUCACAAUGUGAUCCUAUUAAUUCAUAAUAAAUAUUGACGUCAAA
Patella vulgata (common limpet) is the source of this 7665-nucleotide messenger RNA. RefSeq lists its product as uncharacterized. The coding region runs from base 28 to 6957 and encodes 2309 amino acids. The transcript has 2 exons. NCBI's taxonomy places the organism in Eukaryota, Metazoa, Mollusca, Gastropoda, Patellidae. The record is from RefSeq and is a predicted model, not a curated record.